Molecule: messenger RNA, 336 nt
Organism: Haemonchus placei
Lineage: Eukaryota; Metazoa; Nematoda; Chromadorea; Rhabditida; Trichostrongylidae
Source: the annotation of a GenBank genome assembly
AUGUUUCGAUCGGCUCUGGCUGGGACGCUGAUUUUGGUGCUGACUUCCACCACUCUGGUAUCGGCUCAACUUUGUGCUACAUGCAUGCCCAAAUCAGUAACUCUCAUACCAGCUGAUGGUACCAAGGGAUCAAUCACGCCUACUAUAAAGGUGCUGCCGAAUACCCCUCAAGGAUGUCGUCAAAUGAAUAUCAUCUGCAAAACUCCGGCCGGUUUCACCAGAUCGAAUAUGAUUUUCAAUGGGGAAGGUCCACCAAAAUCCGGUAAGGACGUCACCGCUCUUGUGUCCUGCUUCAAAGGAUCCUGGCGUACUUCACUUGCAGGAUCGUACAUGUGA